Molecule: messenger RNA, 1100 nt
Organism: Cimex lectularius (bed bug)
Lineage: Eukaryota; Metazoa; Arthropoda; Insecta; Hemiptera; Cimicidae
Product: cilia- and flagella-associated protein 251-like
Exons: 6
Coding region: 183-995 (270 amino acids)
Source: RefSeq, a predicted model, not a curated record
UAAAAAGGACCGAAAGGGUGCUUUCCGAACUAGGGGUGGGGGUGCAAAGUACAGCCCUCUUGUCCUCCCCCGUAUAAAAGCCCAGGAAUUUUUAAAUUUGCUAUUAUUCUUGUCACUUCGAACUUUGUACAACUGUGCCCGAAGCCACUUCCGCAGUAGCCACUACCUAUAUCACAUCAACCAUGCACUCUUCCGAAAUUCCGAUUUACCGGGUUUAUGAAUUUCCUGACACUCCUAUUAGUGAUGUCGAAGAAGAUGAAUACGAAUCAGAAGAAGAAGAAACAGAUGCUUCGGAAGCUCCUUCUAACGAAACUUCUCGUAACUACGAUGAAGACUCUCCAAUGAGUGAAGUUGAGGAAGAAGAAAGAGAACUUAGGAAGGAAGAACUUAACAAAGCCACGCAUUCGUCGGAAGUUCCUUCUAACCGAACUUCUCGUAAUUUCGAUGAAGACUCUCCUAUGAGUGAAGACGAGGAACAAGAAAGGGAAAUCGCGAAGGAAGAACUCAACAAAGCCCCGCAUUCUCCGGAAGUUCAUCGACAAGAAAUUUCUCAUGAUGUCGAUGAUGCUAUGAGUGAAGACGAAGACGUAUCUGCAGGCGAAAAAGAAGAAUCCGAAGUUGAGGAAGAAACAGAAAGGGAAAUAGAAGAAUCCGACGUCGAGGAAGUAACCGAAAGCGAAAUAGAAGAAUCCGAAGUGGAAGAAGAUGAAUCCAAUAUCGAAUUAGAGGAACACGAAAUCGAAAACCCCACCGAUUCAAUGUCAACCAUGCAUGUCACCGAAGUUACUCAGUACCGGAUUUCUCACAAUGUGGAUGAUACUCAUAUUAAUGGCAUCGAUUUGGAAAUGUACGAAUGCGUUGAUGACGAUUUCGUCGUGAAUAACGUCGGCGCCGAAGUGGAAAUUGAAAUGACCAUUUUGGACGAAGAAGCAUCCUCUGGCUCGGAAUCGGACGACAGCAGAGAAAACAAAAAACUUCAAAAAGAAGAUAUUUAACGUCAAAGUAGUACAGAAACAACGAAGAAGCCAUAAGGCAAAACCUAACAACCCGGUUAAAAUCCAUCCUUAAAGAUUUUAUGACAUGUUAAAUAUUUAAUGUAU